Messenger RNA from Zingiber officinale, 513 nucleotides. Its product is annotated as mucin-7-like. The transcript has a single exon. The record is from RefSeq and is a predicted model, not a curated record. Lineage: Eukaryota; Viridiplantae; Streptophyta; Magnoliopsida; Zingiberales; Zingiberaceae. Bases 1 to 513 code for a protein of 170 amino acids.
AUGCUCCGAGCAUAUUCUUCAUAUGUAGAACGCCAAUCUUUCUCCAUUUUGAAAGUUUUAAGUGCGGAGCUUAAGCAGGGCUUGGCGACCUCUUCCCGGUCUGGUCCUUCUGCCUCGCAAUCCGUCCCAUCCGUCCCAUCCGCCUCACAAUCUGCUUCCCCAGCACCAGCCCAAGAGGAAGCUUCCUCGGCUCUCCCCCCGGAUGUGGCUCCUAUAGAAGACAUGGCCACUGUAGAGCAGGUCGAGGAAGAGCGAGCCGCAUCUCCCCCUUCAUCCAAACGUAUACGGCUCCAGCGCAAGAGGAAGAAGGUUACUCCAGCGACUCAGGCGUCACCUCCACCACUUCCUUCUGGCCGUCGCUCACCCGCCGUCUCUCAUUCUUCGGAGGCCCAGACUGAUACUCCUGACCGGGAGACGGCCCUGGGGCCAGAGGUUCCCAUUCUGUCGCCACGAACAUCAGUCCCAACACCUGAUCGGGCUAUAACUCCCGAGCAAGCCUCUUUUCCCGCUUAG